ACGCGACUUUUGAACGAUUAACAUGUGUGAUUAAAUUAUUGCCCCGCCGAAGGGGUUACAGUCGUUGGAGAGAUUACCUAGCGAUAUCGAUUGCACUCUUAAACGAAGCUAAGGCGAUUGAACUCUGCUCGUCCCAAUCGGAAGGACGAUCCCGAGGCGAGGAAUUGAAAACAAAAGGUGUUCUUGUGCGCCAGUGCGUAUGAGUGGACCUUACCAUCCGCGGAAAGAGGAACUGGUUGAUCGCGCGAAUCGAUACAAAACGAAGGCAACCGGCGUUUGGAAAGUGCGAGUGCGAGUGCGAGCACCCCUUCCGCGUGCACACAUGUGAGGGGGUGUAUGCGAAUGCGAAUGUGCGAAUGUGCGCAACGCUGACGCCACCAGCGGCCACUGCUUGAAGCGCGCUUCCCUUCCGCGGGCGGGUGUUUCCACCCCACGGGGGACGGACGGGACGGCUAAGAAGUCUAGUUUUGGUCGAGAAACGGAGCGACAAAUACGCGAAGUGUGCGAGACAAGUUGCGAAGCUGACGGCGCGGUCGUUUGUGAAGUGUGCUCUCGGCGUGAGGAUUUGUUUGGUGUUUGAUACCAGAAGAUUCUUGGAAGCGCUGCAAACGAAGCGCGCGGUGAAAUCUGUGAAAAUUAGUGAAAAUUGCGGGGAAAGCGUGCGGUGUGAGGUGAUUUGGGGCGAAGUGUCAUGCUAGAAACAGUGAAAAUAGAAGAUUUACUGUGCUUUUAGUACGAAAGAUUUAAACGAAGGCCCAGUGAGAAACACUGUCCUGGAUUGAUCCUGGAGGCAAAUCCAAGGGUCGAGUGGUAAUUCUUGAAGAAGUGUAUUGCGCAACGCAGGAGCUAUUUACUGAGAUUAGCAUCGCAGCACGAGUUUAGAACGAACGAUUUCCACAUGGUUCCAUUCUGAAGCCAGAGACGCACCCUCGGAGAAGAAAACAACUCAGAAAACAAACAGAAGAUUAGAUCAAAACAAACAAACGGAAAGAAGGAAAAACCAAAAUAACAUGAGCGAGCAAAAGUCAAUAAUGCAAAGUGGAACGCCGGGCACUCCGCGAAGGGCCAAACGUGCCGUCGGAGGGAAUGGCGUGACGACGCCACCCAGCAGCAGUGAGACGCCGCCGCCGCCGAAAACUAUCGUCACGGAGCAGCGUUUUGAAGGACUCACUCUUGAGGGCGUGAACGAGAAUUUGGUGGACAUCACACCGGGCGAUAGCGAUGAGGUCGAGGCGGUCAAUCGGGAAGAGGAAGUCAUCAAGAAGCGCAAGACCGAGCUUACGACCACGCGCCAAAUCGAGACCCGCAUCCAGCGGCAGCUGGUGUUCGAGGAUGGCAAAGUUGUCGAAGAUUCCGGCCCGAUUGUGUCCACCAACACGACGGAGGACACCGACAAGCAGGAAACGGUGCAAACAGAGCAUCGUACCCUGGGCGACCCAACGGAGGAAGCAGAAGUUACCAAAACUGCCGUCGAUUCUGGCGGCAAGCAGGAUGCCGCCGGAGGGCGAAAACUAGUCAGUGAGGGAGAUGGGGUUGUUAGUGGGGCCGGAAUCGUGAACGUUCCGACCGCCGGUGGGGAUAAUAGCAAUAAACCAAAGACUAUCAGUGCCGUCGUGGCUCGUCCCGAUGGACUGCUGAGGGACAUCAAGGAGGAGAUUGAAGUCUCCCGGGAGGAAACCAAGGAGCGCAUGGUCACCGAGGAGCGGAAGCACUUCGGGGACUUCACCGAUGAUGCCUAUCUGCGUGCGAUCAACAGCGGUGUGGACGAUAUACGCGAGCUGCUGCUAUCGGAGGAAGCCCGCCUCGAUCUAGUCCCGUCCGGUCCGCAGCUGGUCAGCCACAGCACCAAGUCGCGCAAGGUCAUCGACAGCGAGAACACCAACAUCCAGCACACGGCCCGACCCGAUGGGACGCUGGUGACCGAGAAGAGCCAAACCCGCCAGCACGAGGUUCUGCUGGACGACGAUCUGCCCGGGGACGAGCGACUUAGCACCGGGGUUGACGAGGUGGACAGCAGCGAGCGGAUCAUCGAUCAGAAGGCUUCAUCUCAGCGAUACUUUAAGCAGCGUGAUGAACAACACGUGGAUCUGAUUGGCACCAGUGGGGAAGUGAUUGGCAACGAGAUGCGCUACGCGGCGGAAACCACUCAGCUCGAUAAGGAGGGCACCCGUCCGGAAAAUUUACUGUCCGAGUGGGACAGUCUAUCCGAUCGGCUGAGGAAAGCACGCCGCCUUGGGAGGCAUCCUACGCCCAAGGAUGCCCUGGUGGGAGGCGUCAUCGGGGUGCCUCCGCUGGUGGAUAGAACCGACGCUCUGACCAAGCGGCCGUUAGAUUUCGACCGGGAGGAUGAGACGCGGAAGCAGGAAACCAACAAGUGGCUCGAGAGUCAUUUUGGGAGUGAGUCUAGAUCCUCGCGGGGUUCGCGGGAUGAUUUGGAUGACAUUGUUGAGCCUACCAAGAAGACGUACUUUAAUGUCACGAUCAAAAGUGGGGAUGGGGUGGACGAACGAGCGGGUGGUAAUGAUUUUUACAAGGCACAUCAGUUGAAUGCGCCCCCGAAGGUAAUACUCCCGGAAAGGGAGGAGCCGGUUGGUAGAAAGUAUUUCCAAGGGGUAAGCGAAUGGAGUGAACGAAAUCGUUAUGCGAAUCCGAGAGGUUCCAGAGAGAACUUGGUGGACAGUGAUGAGUGCGGGUAUCGAACUCAUGGCAAACAGAAAGAUUAUCGCUUCGAAGAAGGCAAAAAUUCCUCUUACAAGGAGGAUUCAGCUUACGUGUCUUCAUCAACGUAUUUCACCACGCCGCGAUCACCGGAACACUCAAAGGAUAGUAAUUUCAAUGCACGGUAUGGCAGAGAUGCUCGCUCGGUAUCACCGGAUCGGAUAGAGUAUAUACCGGAGGAUCGACCGACGGCACCUCAGCGUAAGAAGGCACUUGAAAGAAAACUAACCAACGGCAAUGGCAUGACGAAGAAACGCGUCGUGGAGCCGCAGAUUAUAGAGUACGCUCCGAGAAGUCGAUCAAUUUCACCCAUUCAAAUUCCACCCGUGGCGACAACCCUACGGAAACCCUACCAGAAGACCCGGUUCAGCAGCACUCAGGAUCUAAGUCACACAUCCCGUCCGGUGGAAACGGCGCGCGUUCCGCGCAAUCCACCAAAGAGCAAAGUCGGUUCUGCCAUUGGCAACAGCAUCCGCAAAUUGGUGGGUAAAAUACGUUCCGCCAGUGCCGAGCGUAAGCUUCGCUUAAAAACAUCCACAAAGCACCGGUCCCCCUCGCCGUCUUCCACUAACAAGCGUAACAGCUCGUCCAGCACAACAUACCAGCAGUACAACGUCAUUGACGGUCACAUUGGACGAGGAUACUCACCACCACCACCACCAACGACAACGGCAACAACAUCAACACCGACAGCUGCGGCAAUGCAAACAAACCAGCUCCAAAACCAGUCUCAGCAUCAGCAUCAGCAUCACCAGCGUCACCAGUCGCAGUCGAGCGGUGCUGCUGUCAGUCACAAACCGAACGGCAACAUUUCCAGACGUGAUCGCGAGCGCACCGAUUCCAAUUACGAUCGCCGUGGGUCCUCCGAUAUCGUGUCCGACAUGACAACCAACAGUGGGGGACCGAUCCCCAAGCAGAAGUACUAUCUGGGCGAGAAUCCCUACGGGGGAAGCAUCUUUGGCAAGGAGAAUAAGUACGAUGGGACGGCCCGUGGUGGGGCUGCCGCCCAGUAUCAUCAACAGCAGCAACAUCAACAGCCGCAGCAGCUUCGAAGUGAGGAACGGAUCGUGACGUCGUCAUCCCACACAAGGAGCUACAGCCAACCACCACCGCCCACCGUCAGCACAUUGGGACGUUUCAGCAAAAGCACUAACCGACUCCCGUCCACGACAACUAAUGGCCACCAUGAGCAACUCAACGGUUCAUCCUCAUCGUACAUCCACUCGUCAUCCAAUCACUACCAGAACAGCUCCCAAACGCUGCCCCGGAAACUGUAUGAGCAAAAAUCGAAAGCCAAACCGCUCCAUUCCUCCACCAUCAACGUAUCGAUCGUGAACACCGUCAGUCCCACUGCCCAACCCUCUCUGGCCAACACCGGACCGGUGAAACCCGCCCGAACCUACAAAGCUCUGAACCGCAGCAAAUCGUUCAAUGUACAUGGUCUUAACGGCACCAAUGACCCUAGUCCGAUUUAUCUGGAAAAACUGAACAAGAACAACUACAACUCGUUCUACCGAUCCAACUCUAACCUGGAAGAUCUCCACCACAACCCCCAUUCCCGGCAUCCGACCGAAUCCAUGCAGCUAAAGAGCCCCUCCAUCGUGAACCUCAUCAGCCGCAGCACCCGGGAUCUAACCCAGAGCCCACUCUACGAGGACGAACGCAUCCCCGAACCGCGAAACGAUUUCUACAACGAACAUUCCACCAACAAGAAAACCGUCUUCCUCAAGAACCUUCAAAACCGAGCCCCGGAGCUGUACCGCACCCUGCACGGCACCGACCAGAAAGGACACUCGGGCAACUCACCCUCCCGCGACUAUCUCAACACGUACAUCAACCGGGAGCAGGAAUCGUCGCUGGGGUCCCGCUCGCCACUCACCAUCAACAAGGACACCGCCAGUAUCGUCCGCCGGGGUAGCUCCAGCACCGAGGACUACUCCGAGUCCUACAAGGUGACCCAGAAAUCGGAGGAUCCUGUGCGACCCGGGCUAACCAAUACGGUGCGUAACUUCAGCAAAAAGACGAUUCCCACCAAGGAUGGGCGAGGAAUGCAAACCAUCGAGACGAGCGAGGUGCGCACCACCAAGACCAGUCGCUACCGGGGGCCCGAUGGGGCAGGUCUGAAGUACCAGGAGUUCCGAAACGGGAUUCACCACGGCAACGGAACUGGCGGUGGGGGCGUUGUGAUAGAGUUACGGGGUAACCCCUAGGAUGUGUGUGGCGGUUGUGCGGGUGUGUGAAAGCAUGGAUAUUUUAAGGUUUUUGUGAACCACUUUUUUAAAAAAUACGAAAGCAAGAUGUCAAGAUUUUCUACUUGUGCCAGAACUAUGAAAGUAUUCUUCCAUUGCUAUGAUUUAUCUCGAAGUAUCAUCGUGCAAGCUAACAAGCAAGCAAGCAAAGCGUAUAGCCUUAUUUCGUUUUAAUUCUUUGUACCUAGGCGAACUAAUCAAGGAAUACUUAUUUUUAUUUUUUUAAACAAGAAUUAACAAGUGAGGUAUAUUUAAUAACACGAUUGACGCGCGGGCAGGCGGCAGACCGCGUAGGACGUGAAAUAAAGUAACAAGCGUGGAGCUCUUUUGAUA
Toxorhynchites rutilus septentrionalis is the source of this 5300-nucleotide messenger RNA. RefSeq lists its product as uncharacterized. The transcript is spliced from 9 exons. NCBI's taxonomy places the organism in Eukaryota, Metazoa, Arthropoda, Insecta, Diptera, Culicidae. The record is from RefSeq and is a predicted model, not a curated record. The coding region runs from base 1011 to 4928 and encodes 1305 amino acids.